Durotheca rogersii is the source of this 2086-nucleotide messenger RNA. RefSeq names its product methionine aminopeptidase 1. The coding region runs from base 199 to 1542 and encodes 447 amino acids. The record is from RefSeq and is a predicted model, not a curated record. Gene Ontology annotation, molecular function: metalloaminopeptidase activity. Gene Ontology annotation, biological process: proteolysis. Lineage: Eukaryota; Fungi; Ascomycota; Sordariomycetes; Xylariales; Xylariaceae. The transcript has 4 exons.
UGGUAUCGUGGGAUCACAGGAAGCGAGCCAGCUAGCCAAAACGCAACCGCCUUAAAGGGUGCAGUCUGAAUACUCGUGUACAUGCAUACUAAUGUGCGGUUUACAUGCAUAGCCUGUAGGGUGCAACGUCUGACCCCAAGAGCAACGGCCUUCUCUCCAUACCUACGUUGUGUGUAGCACUUCUGAAGACGUUGAUUAAUGAUACGAGCCAAAUACAUCCCUUUGCCUGCCAGCCAAAGUAGACAGUCGUACCUCUCCCAGUCUUGUAGACACGUUCGGCUGCGCAGGGCGAGUCUCGUCUCGAUGACCGGAAGCACCUCAGAACUGCCGCCCUCAACGGUGGAAUGCCUACGAGACGGCUGUACAAACGAGGCCGGGAAUUUGCAGUGCCCGACGUGUCUGAAACUAGGCCUGGAAAAGAGCUACUUCUGCUCCCAAGAUUGCUUUAAGCAGGCCUGGAACCAACACAAAUCCAUACAUAGAACGGCGCAAGCCCCGGCCCGAAACGGUACCGGCCACAGCCUCGCUCCCCAAGGGGGUAGUGGUUGUAAGCCGGAUUCCAUUACCGGAUUCUUCAACCCGUUCCCGGGCUUCUCGUUUACCGGCUCCGUCCGGCCCGUCUAUCCGUUGUCUGCGAAACGCACCGUCCCCAAGUCCAUCGCGCAACCGGACUACGCCGAUACUGGGAUCCCCAAAAGCGAGCAGCGCUUAAACCGAAAUAAAAUCGACAUAUUGGACGCUAAGGGGCAGGAGGGCAUGCGUAGGGCUUGCAGGUUAGCUCGGGAAGUGUUAGACCUCGUCGCCGCGGAGCUCAAGCCGGGGAUCACCACGGACUACCUGGACGAGGUGUGCCACAGAGCCUGCGUCGAACGGAAUUCGUAUCCCUCGCCUCUCAACUACAACCACUUCCCUAAAUCGCUGUGUACUUCGCCGAACGAAGUAGUCUGCCACGGGAUACCCGACCAGCGACUCCUGUUAGACGGCGACAUCCUCAACCUAGACAUCUCGCUAUACCACCAAGGCUACCACGCCGACGUCAACGGGACGUACUACAUAGGCGACCGGGCCAGGGCGGACCCGGACUCGGUCCGACUAGUCGAGACGACACGGGAGUGUCUGGAUAAGGCAAUUGCGCUCGUGAAGCCCGGGACGCCGCUCCGAGAGUUCGGCAACGUGAUCGAGAAGCACGCCGCGUCGCGAAACUGCCACGUCGUGAGGGUCUGGGGCGGCCACGGCAUCAACUCCGAGUUCCACCCGCCGCCGUGGAUCCCGCACUACGCCAAGAGCAAGGUGCCGGGGGUGUGCAAGCCCGGGAUGGCCUUCACCAUCGAGCCCAUCUUGGCGCUUGGGAAGCCUCACGAGGUGUAUUGGCCGGAUAACUGGACGAACGCCACAGUAGACGGCAAGCGGACGGCCCAAUUUGAACACACAUUGCUCGUCACAGAAACGGGCGUCGAGGUUUUGACGGCAGCAAACGAAAAUUCCCCGGGGGGGCCAAUACCUAUGCCGAUAAUAGCAGCCGGUGGGAGGAGUGGAGGGUGAUGGAAAACCCCAGCGAGUGGUUUGACGAUACAUUAUAGGUACUCUCGGUAGGUUCCUUAUCCUGUACAGGGCCUCUGCUGCAAUGUGGCCGGCAACCGAGGCGAACCUGAGGCGGUAACAUGGGCCGAGAACAUUGGCCUAGUAAGAUCCUUCGUAGUUAAGCACAUCCUGAACGAAUCAAGGAUGCCCGGAUCAAUAUGUUAGUUGAGUUCGUUUACACUAGGUCUAUUGUUUUUUGGGUUAACUUCUUGACUUAACAAGACUUGGCUCGUUACUGCGAUACCGACGACUUUGUCGGCCCUGCCCGCCAGACCACGGCCGCAUGCUUAAGAUGAUGAGAAUGGAGAGCGGCUAAUGUGUCAUCUUCCCCGUGUCACCCCCAAGUGGCCACAAGGCCUAUUCCCGAGACAGGAAAAUCUGUUGGUUGUCGUUAUGAGGAUGAAGGAGGAGGAUUGAUUGUUGGCGGAAAAAGUUGGCAGACCAGCAUGAAAAAAAAAUACCUAAGUUGCCGAGUCCAGUGGCGUCAUGUGACAAACCCUCCCGU